UUGUUUUGGUGUUGUUGUGUGCGGCGCGUCGUCUAUUAACCGGUAACAAGUAUUACAAUUGACAACAAUGGGCAAAAACAAACGCAAUAAUAAACAACAGCAGCAUAAAAGCACGCAGCCAACAGCGACAGCAACUGGCAGCAAUAACAACAGCAACAAUAACAAGAGCAAUAAUGGCAUACGCAUACCCAAAGUGGUUGAAAAGGAUCGCAGGGUAUUAAAUCUGCUGGCACAACGUGCAUUGGAUAUAUUGCAAAAGAUGCCAGCGAAUGCCAACGAGGAAUGGAAGAGUUUUGUCGAGGUCCACGAAAUAUUGGAAACGAUCAUGCAACAUGAGAAACCGCUGCAGAGACUCGUCUUCCCGCCCGACAACAGCAAUGUUAACGAUAACAGACGUCUGGCCAAAAUGGCUGCCUUUAAUGAAUGGUCUGUUGCCGGCGGCGUUCAAAGCGAUGCUGUUGAGAUUGCCAUAUUCCCCGGAUACGGGCUGGGAUUGCGUGCCACACGUGACAUUGAGGCGGGGGAACAGGUGUUGAGUGUGCCCCGUAAAUUGAUGUUCUCCGAGGAGCAAUUAACGGAAGCGGAGCGUAACAUGUACAGCAGUUUACCGCAAUUGACCAAUUUGAAUUUGGCCUAUGCUCUGGUUAUUGAGAAGAUGCGGGGAGUAGCGAGUUCUUGGUAUCCCUAUAUUAAUACGCUGCCCUCGCGCUACAAUACCGUACUCUAUUUCACCGUGGAGCAGAUGCAACGACUGCGUGGCACCUCCGUCUGUUCGGCUGCACUGCGUCAGUGUCGUGUCGUGGCCAGACAAUAUGUCACCAUGUACAACUGCGCCUACAUGCAGCCCAAGAACAGCGUCUACAACUCGGUGGCAACUCUCUUUACUCAGCACGCUCUCUGCUAUGAGCUCUAUAGAUGGGCGGUAUCCACGGUGAUGACGCGUCAGAAUCUGGUGCCAACGGAAAUGCAGCCAACUGAGAAUAUAUCGGCAUUGAUACCCUACUGGGAAAUGGCCAAUAAUCGCAAUGGCAAGAUAACCUCAUUCUAUGACAGCGAGACACGAGGAAUGUCCUGUACCGCCCAGGAGGCGUGUAAGGCGGGUGAUCAGUUCUUUAUCUACUAUGGCGAUCGUUCCAAUGCCGAUUCCUUGGUACACAGUGGAUUUGUUGAUACCAACAAUCCAAAGAACUAUGUGGAGCUACGUUUGGGCCUGAGUCUGACGGAUGCGUUGAGCAGUCAACGUGCUCUGCUUUUGGCACAGCUGAAUAUACAGAGUAUGCGGGUGCUGCCCGCGCCGGAGUACAUAUCCGGUGAGCUGUUGGCAUUUGUACGGGUGUUCAACAUGAGCGGCGAUCAGUUGCAACAUUGGUGCAGCAAUUUGGAGCGUGCUGUCGAUUUGUUGCACAUUGAUUGUGCCCUCGAAACGGACCUGGAGACACGCACCUGGCAGUACUUGUAUCAACGUCUUAAGCUGCUGAUUGGCGUCUUGGAGUCGACGUUGCAUGAGGCAGAUGAAGUGCAACAGCUCGAGGCGUUGCAACUGCAGGAGCAGGAAAAGGAGCAGGAGAAUGAGGCUGAUGCUAAACUAGAAAUUGAUACGAUGCUGUUGCAGUAUCGUCAACUCGAGCGUCGUAUACUCAACGACGCUUUGCUCUACGCACAGGAGCGCUUGAAGGUCUAAACAGGCGCCCAACUGAUGCAAGAAGACGAUAACUCAAGUGGCCAUUUCAACUGCAAACAAAUAACCACUCAACAUGCACUAUA
Drosophila innubila is the source of this 1764-nucleotide messenger RNA. It is a transcript of the gene Setd3, whose product is annotated as actin-histidine N-methyltransferase. The record is from RefSeq and is a predicted model, not a curated record. The coding region runs from base 68 to 1681 and encodes 537 amino acids. The transcript has 3 exons. NCBI's taxonomy places the organism in Eukaryota, Metazoa, Arthropoda, Insecta, Diptera, Drosophilidae. Gene Ontology annotation, molecular function: transcription coactivator activity; protein-L-histidine N-tele-methyltransferase activity; protein binding. Gene Ontology annotation, biological process: peptidyl-lysine monomethylation; actin modification; positive regulation of transcription by RNA polymerase II.